Rhododendron vialii is the source of this 1267-nucleotide messenger RNA. RefSeq lists its product as uncharacterized. The coding region runs from base 144 to 1112 and encodes 322 amino acids. Lineage: Eukaryota; Viridiplantae; Streptophyta; Magnoliopsida; Ericales; Ericaceae. The record is from RefSeq and is a predicted model, not a curated record. The transcript has a single exon.
UCAACAAUAUUGAUGUACCCUGCCUCAUAUAACGUGGAGUGUCAAGUGCAAAGCCUUCACAGAUGAUCCUUCACAAGAUGCAGUUGCUACCAAGAAAAGGCUUUCUCUCUGCCUCACCUGUGACUUUUUAAGAUGGACUUUUAAUGGGUGCACAAGAUACCUAUUGCUUCCAACUGCUGCUUAUUAUGUAUCCCCACCUACCUAAGAAAAUCAAAGUUUCUCGCACCUAUUUUGAGUACUCCAUCCCUGUUUCAGAAAAUAGAAACUACAUUUUAUACAUGGAGGAACAACAAAAGAAAGCUACAGCUACAAAAUGCCCUAGAAAGCUAGACUACAAUGCCCCAUUUUUGUCCACGCGACGCCCAAGUAGCGCAAAUGGCUUACGGUUGUCUCGCAGAAGCUCAAGAGGCAGUUGGCUCGAUACAAGCAACUGGGUACCAUUUUCUUGGGAGCAGAUUCCUGGAAAGCCUAAAGCAUUAGAAAAAUGUGACACUCUUGACAUUAACGUGCUCCCUCCAAAACUCCCACCGAGUAGAUGGCAUCCACCAAAAGUAACAACCAAAAUACGUAACAGAGAUCAAUGUCACGUUGAUGAUGAUGAUGACAAAGAGGAGGAUGACAAAGGCUGUGAUGGUGAUCAUGAUGAUUCUGGGCAUGAUGUUUUCUCUGAUGCCAUUGACACGUUCUCAUUAGGCGAAUCAACCUAUUGCAAUGGAUUAGGAAGGGUGAAUUCGGAAAUUGAGGAGACUAGGGGUGCUCUAUCUCCGAGUUUCAUCAUACAGCGAUUUCUGCCAGACGCUGCUGCAUUGGCUGCAUCGUCGUCUGCUUUAGCUAUUGCCAAGAAUUUGAACAAUAGGCUUCCUCAAUCAAGCAAUUCCAGCAGGGGAUCAUGUGUUUCACAACCUUACCCUUCACCAAAAAGCUGUGGCUUGGAGGUUUUCUUCCCCUGGCGGUUGAAGCCCAAGCCUUGUGGACUUAAAAGCCCAGUGCAUCAAAAAUCUAUUGAAGCAAAAUCUCAAUGGAGCUCGAGGAGAAAGAAAAAUCAUAGAGAUCAAGAAAUGAAGGAAAAGAAAGAAGGUGUAGUAAGCUUGUACCCAAGAUAUUCAACCUGAAUCUUGGAACGUGUUAAGAGUUGUGGCACGAAUUCGAGGCACUUGAAUCACGGUUUGGAUUCAGUCACCUAUGAAUUUGCAGAAAACAUAUAGAAAGUUAUGUGACCAAGCAGUGUAACGUUAGAAGUCUAUAACAAAACAAUGGGAUUUGGUAU